Messenger RNA from Hemiscyllium ocellatum (epaulette shark), 2679 nucleotides. It is a transcript of the gene depdc4, whose product is annotated as DEP domain containing 4. The record is from RefSeq and is a predicted model, not a curated record. The coding region runs from base 1 to 1605 and encodes 534 amino acids. Lineage: Eukaryota; Metazoa; Chordata; Chondrichthyes; Orectolobiformes; Hemiscylliidae. Gene Ontology annotation, biological process: intracellular signal transduction. The transcript is spliced from 9 exons.
AUGGCGGUCUCCCUGACUCCCCGCUUCCGGCGGUUAACAAGCAGCAGCUCAGUGAGGGGGAGGCGGCACCCAGGAUAUUCAGAACCUUUUCAUGCAACACAGCUGUGGAAUAAUAUUAUUCAUGCCCUCCAUACUCAGGUGGACCUGAGGCAGCAGAGACUGCAUUGGAGAAUGCACGGUGACUGUUUCACUGGGGCUGAUGCUGUUGAUGUGGUGCUGAGUUACCUCAUGCAAAACGUUUACUUCAGCAACAACGACAUUUCGAGGCUGAAGGCAGCCCGUCUCUGCCAGGCUUUGAUGGAUCAUAGAGUGUUCUAUCCUGUUGGUACAAGACUCUUCAGCAAAGAGCGGGAAAAUCUGUUUGAGGAUCGCAGCAGCAGUCUCUAUAAAUUUGUGGACAGCUACACAUUACCAGGUGCUGGGAAAGACCAAGAAAUUGAGAAUCUGUUAUGUUAUAAGAGACUGGUGUCAAAGAGGAAAUUUCCUAAACCAGUCAAACUUGCUUUUUCGAAUCCUGUUGCUUUGGAAGCUUGUGAUAAAAGAAUUGAAGAGCUUUUUCAUACUAUCAACCUCCGUCCAUCAUUACGGCCAAACCUAAAAGUAAAAAGCCGAACCAGCUAUCUGACCAAAAAAGUUGUAGAGGAUGUUUGGAAGCAAACAACUUUACUGCAGCUGCUACAUUUAAUUCACCUUCCCAUCUUGGACAACAUCCUGGAAUCUCCAAUGAAAGCAAAACGAAGACGACUAGUUCAGUUCAAUCAGAAAAUUGAUCUUGUUAUCUCCAACACGUUCCUGGAUCGAGAGGUUUCUCAGAGCCUAAAUCUGCCCUAUACUGAUAAGUGGUUCUCAGUUGCAGUCGAUUGCCUGGAAUAUUUCCCAGAUGAGGUGAUUGUGCACACGAGUGAACUGUUAUCUCAGAUCGCGAAUGACAGGGAGGCUGCAGAAAAAUACAAACGAGUGCUGUUUGAAACAAUAGUGAAGCACUAUAUUCAGAACAAGGAGCCACUUCUCUGUGAUCGAUAUCGUGACAUAUAUGCUGGGAUCAUUGAACUUCUUGAAAGUGGUAAGCCUGGACAAGCUUUGGAAGCGGCCCAACUUUGUAUUCGGUUGUUGGAGCCGAACUGGAGAGAGGAGUUGCACAGGUUGCUGUCGUUCAUGGCUGUUGCUGGAACCCCGGAUGCCUGCAUACUGCAGAAACAGAACACCAACAGAACUGUAAUAAGGAAAACAUUUACCAAAGCUAUCGUACAAAGCAAAUCUCUAACAAAAACACAGGCUGAAGAACUGGUCAUAUUCCUAAUGGAUAAUCAUACAGAGCUCUUCAAGAUCCCUAGUUCUCUGCUUCGGAUGGUCAGGAAGAAGCUUCUUUUCCUUCAAGGAGGAGGGGAUCCCAAUACUUCCUCAGGUUUUACAUUCUGCCAGCACGUAACACAGAAAGAAUUUGAAGAGCAGAAAGACAAGACCACCAUGGACCAACUUAAGCAGUUAGUCCAAGAGAUCAGUCAAAACUCCAACACAUCUGCAAAAGAGAGAAACAGGCUGCUUGAGGAAUUCCAGAAACAACACCCAUCAGUGUUUGUUCAACGCUACUCAAAUAUCAUUUAGGAGGAGAAUAUCAUUGAGAUUAUUGCUGUUUCUUUUGUAAAGAUAGCAUUUUGAAUGAAUGUAAGAAUUUGGCACCUGUGUGACAGUGAUUUUUCUAACCACCUGGCUCAGAGAUGUUAUUCUGCACCUCUGGAGCAAGUGGACCUUGAACCCAGGCUUCCUCUUCCAGGGGUAGGGACACUACCAGUGCACCACAAGAGGGCAAAAGUAUUCUUAUUUGACAAAAAUCUUGGUUUAUGAUUUUCUCCAUUUGAUUAUAAUUUACAUUGAUUUGCACUAAACGUAACAACUAAAACGAUCAGUUUGUCUUUGUUGGAAUGUUUCAUUUUAUGCUACUGAUUAUGUUGUGUUCGAGGAUUUUUAGUGGGAACAAUUGUUCACCUUUUGUAUACAGGAAUUGACACAUCAGGCUGCUCUUCUGAGUUUGCACUACCAUUUGGGAGGCUCAUCUGACUGCAUUGAUUUCUGGCUGGGCAGUCAACUGGUGGGCUUCUGUGCCAGCAGUGUGAACAUAUUACUGUCUCCUGUCAAAUGAAUCUUUGGCCAUCACAGGGGUAUGAAAAAUGUUGGAAUCCAAAGUAGAGAGGCAGGAGUGUUCUUUCAGCCUCCUGCCUGUCUACCAGGGAUUUGAAAGCAAGAGAUAUUUUCUAUGAACUAUGAGGCAAGUUAUUACGAGGAUCUAGUGGACUUGGGUUGAAGCUGGCCACCUGGGUUGUAUGAUGUUCCUUGCUCUGGAUUUUUGACAUUUCCUCUUCAUUUAAGCUCUGUAUUUAUGAAAUUCUCAAACAAAUAGGAUGAGGAUAUGAUUGCAAAAUCUGAUGGAAUGCAGAGUCAAAAUGUGCUCAACUAAGUGGCAUCAAGUGCUUUCUAGAUAGCUGCAUUUAAUAAAAAUAAAUAAUUAACACUAAUCUUACUCUGGAUAUAGGUUUGCUAGAAGGUUUGUUUUCAGAUGUUUUGUUAUUAGUGAGCCUCUGGGUGAGACGCUAGUGGCAUGGCCUACUUUCUGUGUAUGUGUUGAGGUUUCCUUGGGUUGGUGAUGUCAUUUCCUGUUAUUUUUCUCAGGGGUGAUAAAUG